Messenger RNA from Vigna radiata var. radiata (mung bean), 1243 nucleotides. RefSeq lists its product as uncharacterized. The transcript is spliced from 2 exons. The record is from RefSeq and is a predicted model, not a curated record. Bases 157 to 717 code for a protein of 186 amino acids. Lineage: Eukaryota; Viridiplantae; Streptophyta; Magnoliopsida; Fabales; Fabaceae.
AAUCGAUAUUUAUUAAUGUAUUCUGAAUAUUCGAUAGAGGAAUAAAAAAAAAAAACUCAACAAAAAAUCUAAAUUUCCAUCCACGCUCUUAAACGGUUUUACCCAAUUUUGUGAAUAAGAAGUGUAGGAUUUGGCGAAAGUUGGAGCAGAAUCACCAUGAAUUUAUGCCACAACGCAUUUCCCCUCUUCAACCCACCGUCAUCUCAACUUCCACUCACUUCAAUCUCAUCCCUCUUCAACUUCAAUUCCCUUCCAAAAUCCAAGUUCCCACGCGCCACCGCGAAUGCUACCGGCGAAGCACCUCUGCCAACCAUGUCCCAAAUUCUAGAAGCGUGUCGAGCGCAGAAACUUGACCUUCACCUCAAAACUCUGGGCCCCUUUUUCAGAAUCACAGCAAGGAGCUUGGUAACCGACGCCGAGCUCGGAAGGGCCGAGGGGUUCGUAAGAUUCUGGUUAGAUGGUAAAAUCCUUCACUUGGACUCGAUUAAACUACGGAGAGAAACACUGGGCAUGGAGAAAUCAAUCUUUGGCCUUGGCCUGUUCAUUGGAGCCGUUGCAAUUCGACACGGUUAUGAUUCUGGCUGCAAAACAGCCCAGCUAUUGGCCAUCAAUGACUCCGAUCUUUACCAUUCUAAGGCUUUAUUUCGAUAUGUAUGGUUAUGGAAUGGAGGGGUUGAAUUUGAUGCUGUUUUCACAGUUGGUUCGAUUCUACAGUAGACUUGGGUUUAAAGCAGUGUACGAGGUAACGGGGUCCUCCAUUGGAGAUGUUGGACACAUGCUUGUGUGGGGUGGUGUUGGUACCCGCAUGGAUGCUAGUGUUGAAGAACUGAUGGUAAAGUGGUGUACAAGAUUUAAAGCGCCCCAUAAAUAAUUAUGUCACGGUUGGAGGAGCAAUUGAAUUACAGCAAAAAUAACAUAGUAAGGAAUAGGUAUAGCAGAAGAAAACGAAAGAUGUCGUUUUUUUGUCGAUUUGAUCUCUUUGUUCUCAUCCUAAUGAGGGAUGAAUCAAGAGAAUAUGUACAACAAGUUCUAGUUUGUUGAGAAAUAGUUUGUUUGAUGGUUGGUUGUAUGAUUACUAGUUACUCGUCGCUUUAGCUGUGGGUAAAAGUUUGCUGCUUAAAAAUAUGAGAGAUUGUAAUGAAAAAGGGAUAUAGAUUAACGUUACAAGUAAAGACCGGAUAAUUACAAAGUAUGGUUGUAAUACUUUUUGUAAAAUUUAUUCAUCAUUUAUACUUCUCCUAUA